Molecule: messenger RNA, 1714 nt
Organism: Carya illinoinensis
Lineage: Eukaryota; Viridiplantae; Streptophyta; Magnoliopsida; Fagales; Juglandaceae
Exons: 9
Coding region: 52-1374 (440 amino acids)
Source: RefSeq, a predicted model, not a curated record
UGUUGCGGUCAACUAUACGCCGCAUACAAGCUUUUCUCCCUGGGUAAUCCUAUGAAGUAUUGGAAGCGUUGUCGGGAAAACGAAGAACGGCGAGUUAGGCAAAACGCAAAUACAUAUUCCGAAGCGGAAGCACACAAUAAAGCGUAUCGACGAGUUGCUACCCGUCAGAGACUCGCCAAUCUCAUGGCCCCCCAGUGCCUAGCUUCGAAAUGCUCGACAGCUAACAUAGCAUUAGCCAUCGCCGCUGCUCUCUUUGCUUCCACAGCCAUCUCUCUCUAUUUCUGGAGGAGAAAAUGCAGAGGUUUGGAAUCCAAGGUACGAGAGCUCGAGAAAUCCCUUAAGUCCUCAUCGGAGAAAUGUGGUGCCGAGAGACAAGGUCGUAUUCGGGCUCAGCAGGCAAUGAGGAAAGCACUAGCGUAUCCUAAAUCUGACAAUUUGGAGUUGUCUUCUUAUCCCAUGGCACCCAUUGGUGUCAUCCAGUCAUGCUUCUCUACCAGGAAUGGAACACCCAGGCAGCCUUUACUUGUACCCCUUGCUAGAGCAUGUCUGGUAUUUGAUCCCACUCGGGUUCCUUCUGCAUCCCUCGAGGGUCUUGGAGAAUAUUCUCAUUGCUGGAUUAUAUAUGUGUUUCACUUAAACACAGAUCUGGAGAAGUUAUGGAAGGAACCAUCUAAAUCAAAGUUCAAGGCGAAGGUGAGAGUACCAAGAUUGAAAGGCGGAAGGAUGGGUGUCUUUGCUACACGAUCUCCACAUCGACCGUGCCCUAUUGGGCUCACUGUUGCAAAGGUGGAGGCUGUAGAAGGAAAUAUGGUACUUCUCUCUGGUGUGGAUCUGGUUGAUGGGACGCCUGUGGUUGAUGUCAAACCUUAUCUACCAUACUGUGAUGCAAUCGAAGGAGCAACAGUGCCAAAGUGGGUUACGGAGGACAAUUUGUUGGAAGUAGCUUCUGUUAGCUUCUCUGAGGGCUUCCCUUCCAUUCUUGCUGACUGUUGGGUUAGAACAGGUAAGAAGUCACUCUAUGCUUCCCCGGAAGAGUUCCAAAAUUUAAUAAAGCAGGUGCUUUCAUGGGAUAUUCGGUCACUGUCUCAGAGAAAUCGACCUUAUGAUUCCCAUGUUGAGACAAGAAAUGGCAAAGCGUUGGUUUCCGAUUCAGACAGUUACCAAGAUGAAGAAGCUUCUACCCCCACGACUGAUCAGGCUUUUCUUUCUUUUGGGGGAAUAAUUUAUCAUCUGAAUUUGGAAGGUCUAGAUGUCUCAUACAGAAUCAAUUGCGAUGGAGAUGUCAUUGUUGAGAAAGUCGCCAUUUCACCCAACAUCCCAAGCAGCCAUCGAAACCGUUGCAAUUACUCGUCAUGGAUAGACAAAUCUAGGUGACUCAAGGCCUUCGAGACUUGAUAUUGGUGUUUCAAUGCCUAUAAUUCUAGCGAGUUUGUUCUCUAAACAUUUUUGUAGAACUGGUGACUUCCCUGUCCCUAGAAAUAGCAUUGUGGUUAUUAUCAGUCAGUAAAUUUCAAUUUUUAAUCAGAAUGGGAGGUGAGGGUACUGCAGUCCAAAGGCUGGCUGCCACACAAAGUGGCCAUGACGCUACUAUCCACCAUCCUUUGCCGGUCCCUAGUAUAAGGAUGGGGUUUCUUCCUUUAAAUGGUUCCCGUACAUGUACCAUGAUUAACAUGUUUGAAUAAGACAUGUAAUUGUUGGUGCUGCAUAUGCACUA